Molecule: messenger RNA, 2747 nt
Organism: Portunus trituberculatus (swimming crab)
Lineage: Eukaryota; Metazoa; Arthropoda; Malacostraca; Decapoda; Portunidae
Product: HAUS augmin-like complex subunit 3
Exons: 12
Coding region: 420-2198 (592 amino acids)
Biological process (GO): spindle assembly; centrosome cycle
Cellular component (GO): HAUS complex; mitotic spindle; centrosome
Source: RefSeq, a predicted model, not a curated record
GUGUGCUGACUCAUUAGGUGUCAUAGAGAAUAUUAAUGGCUGCCGUGGUAAUGAGCGGCGCAUAAAAUAACUAUGCACAUUGGAUGAUUCGUAAGCAAACGAACUGGCAACUGGUUCGAUUUUUACAUAAUAGUAGAUGCUGGGUAUGUGUAAUGAGUGUGCUUGUAAGAGGGUGGGAAAGUGAGGGUGUGAGAGGUGCUAACGUUAGGAUAACAAAGCAAGUGACCGCCUGAUUCGUCACUGCUCCUGCCUGCCUGCUGUCACAUGUUAAGGAUAGAUUCAUGCAAAAGCCAGAACAAGGUCUUGACUGAACGCCAGGAAAAGCCAUGAUUUCACCAUGAGGAACUGCAAUUACCAGACAGCAUCACUGGGACAUGAUUUGUAGCAAGCAAUUAUAAAAGGUUUCAACUGCCAGCAAGAUGAAUGGAGAGCAGCUGGUGAAGCAUCUCCAGGCACUUGGGGCACCAGGGACUGAGCAUCUGGUCGGGGAGGCUUAUGACUGGCUAUUUGUAAAGGGCAAGGAUGACCCGCUUGUCACCUUCUUGCAGUGGUUCAUGAAGAAUAUUACACCUAACAAUGUCUUGACUGAGGAAGAGUUGACAGAUUUUGAGGCACUGAAGGCUGCAGGGGAGGUGCUAAGUCCCACACAGCUGCAGGAGAUGGAGGGAGCACUGUCCAGCAUCCCUUCCUUCCCUGGGGCUUCAGAGCAGUGCCUAGGGGAACCACUGCCUUCACCAGAGGAACUCAAGGCCCUUGAGGAUGAACUUGAAAUUUUGACACAGAGAAAGAACAUGAUCAAUGCCCACAAAAUGGAGUUGCUGAAUGAGACACAGCAGCUAAGCAAACGUAUGCAGAAAACCCAAAGUGAACUACGGAGGCAAGUGGAAGCUACAUCAACCACCAGUUUCCACUUCACCAAGGCUCAACAGAACCUGGCUAGUGUGGUGGAUGCUCAUCUCAACACCUUCCACAACUUUGACCAGGCUGAAGAGGAGGAGGCUAUGUUUUUGUCCCAGGUGGACCUUGAGGAGUGGCAAAAGGAGGAAGACAAGUUUACCAACCUUCUGACAACUUACAUACAGAAACAGUUCAGAGAGGGUGUGGGUGUGGUGGCAGGCACCGAGGACUGCUCCCAGUAUGUGCUAUUGGAUGUGAACAACCUUGAGCUGUCACUGGUGCGGGGUGCUGGCGAGGACCAGUACCGCAGGAAUGUUGCUGAGCUCAGAAGACUCAAUGCAUUGCUGCCACAGACAGAGGAAUGGAGGCUGUGUGGGCUGAUACAGCAGGAGCGCAGGAAGGCUGAAGUAAUGGAGGCAGAGAAGUUGUUAGCAGCACUGCACCAGGGACACUUGCCCUCAGACCUCAUUGUACUAAAACAACAAACCCAGGAAGUAGAGGAGUCACUCACCGUGGUGGAGAAGGAGUUCUGGCACCAGCAGCAGACAAUGCAGGCUGUCCUGUCUGAGGUGGCAGAGCUGGAAAGCACCAAGACAAUCUCAGGAGAUUAUGAACUGAAGCUGCAGCGUCAGGGCUACUUUCUCACCAAACAAAUGAUGGUAAUGGAGCAGCUGGUGUCACAGGUGGCACGCUACAACUGGGUCAUCAUUGCUCUCCAGACAGAGGGACACAAGCUCACCAACAUGGUGGACCUGCUCAAGAUGGUCAACACCAGGAUCACCGAGAGGGACAGCAACUACAAGAAGAGGAUGGUACAGCUUGAGGCACUGCUUAAUAAGAGUGUGGAAGACAAAGCCUCGGGAGUGCUGCCUCUUCCCCUCCGCACUCUGGCCUGCCUCUUGCCACCACAGGACCAGCCCAGGGCUAAAACAGGAAGCAAGGAGAUGCUGCUGAAGCAAGUGGAUGGCCUGCUGACUGGCCUUCGUGUGGCUCAGGAGCAGGUUGCUACCAUCACAAGUCCACAGUUUUCAUGCCUCACUCAGAUGAUGAGUAUCUGUGAGGCACUGGAAGCCAGUCUGUUUGGCACUGCUGGCAACCUCCAGACACUGCCCUUGGCCUGGCUGGAGGCAGUACUGGCCCAUCGUUGUACUGCUGCUGAACAGAAAGUGUGGGAGUUCAAGCAGAAGCUCAUUAACAUCAUAUCACAGUAUGAGAAAAAGAAAAAGAUUCUUAAGAUUGACUCAAAAGUGAGUCAGGAAUUCAAGAAGUGGAUAGCUGAUGUGUUAAGAAAAUUCAUGUGAAUAGAAAUUAUAUUCAGUUGUUAAAGUACCUGACUCUUCUAUCUAUAGGUAUUUUUCUAUCAAUCUAGAUACAGUACUAGACCAGCCAUCCCACAUGGGGUGGCACAGACAAAGCACCAGACACCAGACACACCAUUGAUACUCUUAACUCCAUCUGUCUGUGUACCAGAUUGAUAUUCGAUUCAGAGGUGCAAAGAAGUUUGGUGGUAAGGAACACAAAAGUCCUUAUACUCUCUUUAAGUUGCCGGCUUGUAUGACAUACUAUAUAAGAAAACCAAAGUUAUAUAUCUCCACUAGACUAGCAUUCCAUUUAAAAGUGCAUAGGAGACUUUGUUAGUAGGGAGAAUCCUAAUUCCUGCUAUUGUCCCUUAUUUAAGUUGCCUUCUAGAACAAAGAAAAAUAUGCAGGCAAUAAAGAAGAAUUUUCCUGGUCCUCUGACUCUUUGAAGCUGCCUUUUAGAACAUGCAGGCAAUACAAUAGUACUUUUAUUCCAAUUCAGACUUUGUUCUUACUAUGUUCGUAAUGUCUAUAAUCUAUUAUUUUGAUGAA